Molecule: messenger RNA, 917 nt
Organism: Lathyrus oleraceus (garden pea)
Lineage: Eukaryota; Viridiplantae; Streptophyta; Magnoliopsida; Fabales; Fabaceae
Product: 17.5 kDa class I heat shock protein
Exons: 1
Coding region: 220-693 (157 amino acids)
Source: RefSeq, a predicted model, not a curated record
AGCUGGCAAUAUGGCAUGUCACUUUGAUUAACAGUUUGCAGAACACUCUAAACCUUUCUAUUCUUUUCUUCAAAAUGUGACACUUGCUUCAUCUUUCACGAAGCAUCCUCCACAACUAUAUAUAUACUCACACACCAUCCUCAAUUCUUCAUCAUCGAAUAAUCAACUUCACAUUCUCAACAACCAAAAACACAUUCACUCUUUUGCCAUUCUAUUACUAUGUCGAUAAUUCCAAGAGUCUUCGGUACAGGACGAAGAACCAAUGCAUUCGAUCCAUUCUCAUUAGAUUUAUGGGACCCAUUCCAGAACUUCCAACUCGCAAGAUCCGCCACCGGAACCACCAACGAGACGGCAGCUUUUGCCAACGCUCACAUUGACUGGAAGGAAACACCGGAGGCUCACGUGUUCAAGGCUGAUCUUCCCGGAGUGAAGAAGGAAGAAGUGAAAGUUGAAAUAGAAGAAGAUCGUGUGCUCAAGAUAAGCGGAGAGAGGAAAACUGAAAAGGAAGACAAGAACGACACCUGGCACCGUGUUGAGCGUAGUCAGGGGAGUUUCCUCCGCCGUUUCAGGUUGCCGGAAAAUGCUAAAGUUGAUCAGGUGAAGGCUGCUAUGGAAAACGGUGUUCUUACCGUUACUGUUCCUAAAGAGGAGGUUAAGAAGCCUGAAGCUAAGCCCAUUCAGAUUACAGGAUGAGCUCUUAUUCUUCCUAUAUUUUGAUGUUUGUGUCUCUUAAUAAAAUGUUAAAAUAAAACAAAUAAUAAUUGUGUGUAGUCGAGUUCCAGCUUUAAGAGAUUGAGACAUGUAUGGACUUGGCUAUUACUUAAGUGUAGUAGUUUGUGAGUAUUUUGUUCCCUUAUGUUAGUGUGUAUGCAAAUAACUUUUUUGAGUAUGUGAAAGUUUCUUUUGAUUAAGCUGUA